Homarus americanus (American lobster) is the source of this 3285-nucleotide messenger RNA. Its product is annotated as growth arrest-specific protein 1-like. The coding region runs from base 426 to 1313 and encodes 295 amino acids. The transcript has 5 exons. The record is from RefSeq and is a predicted model, not a curated record. Lineage: Eukaryota; Metazoa; Arthropoda; Malacostraca; Decapoda; Nephropidae. Gene Ontology annotation, biological process: regulation of cell cycle.
CUGCAGGCAGAGGGGUGUUAUAUACUCAGAUCACGUAGUUGAUGAGUUAUUUGAUUUCUUUACUGCCUAUGAUUUACUGAUCUGCUAAACUUAAGUUUCAUUUUAUCAAGUUUGGUAAUUUACAUUGUAGCUCGACAAUUUGGAAAGUGUAUUGACAAGCCAGGUUAAAACUGGUCUUUACGGACUCGUGUGUUAUGAACAAUAUAAACCAUGUUUUUCAAGUUGACCCCCCAAAAUAUUAUUUCUUUAAAGUGUCGGUAAACCAUAUGAAAAAUACAGUAAACGUAUAGCUAAGUAUUAGUCUUAAAAUCAGAGCAGAUUGUCUUUCAAUUCAGAGCCUGAUGGAACGCGUGUAAGACUUGGUGAAGAAUAUCAAACCCUGCCUACAUAUAAGAGUAUCGUAUCCAACCUUUAACAAGAGUGGCAUGUGGGUGAUGGCGCGGGCGGUGGUGGUGGUGGGUGUGGUAGUGGUGGUUAGUGUGGGUGGACAGGAGCACCACAAGUGGGACUACCUCGACUCCUCCCUCAACAACACCAACGGCAGCUCGUCCUCCACCACGGCCUCCUCACCCUCCACCACUACGUGGAAACCAUCUGUUGCGCCGCGCAUAUUGUGCGAGGAAGCACGCAUUAAGUGCGCUCUACGGGGCGGAUGCGGCAUGGCGCUGCAAAACUACAUGCUGGGGUGCGCUGAUCUGAUGAGUGGCCGCAUCGACUAUUGUGACGAGUACUGCAAGAACUCCCUCAUCGCCCUCACCUCCACCGAGGAGGGUCACAUACUAAUGGACUGUGUAUGUAGCGACGACUACUGCCGGGAGACGAAGGCGCGGGUGGAGGUGUGCCGGGAGGAGGUGGUGGUGGCCAAUGCAGACUCGUCGGUGGUGUCCUGUAGUGUCGCUCACUGGAUCUGCUCAGCUGACACCCUCUGUUCCACCGCCAUCGGCUACUACGACCGAUUUUGCCGCAAGAUGUUUGCCGGCAAGGGGUGCAGCCACAGGUGCAAUAACAGCAUCUCAAUCCUGCAGCGUCAGAAGGCGGCGGCCAAGCUGGAGACGUGUGUGUGUGACGGGACGGAGGCCUUCGACUGUGCUGGCAUUAAGCUGAACAUGGCACGCCUCUGCUUCCACCAGUUUGACGAAGAGCAGCUUGAAAAGGAGGAGGAGGAGACUAACGAGGUGGAUACAACCGCCGCCUCCAAGGCCAGGUUGAACUCUGCGCCGGGGCUCCGUACCGACCAAAAUGUGCUGUGGUUGACGACGGUGGUGUACGCCCUUAUCUCGGCUGUUGUUCGGUGGAGAAGAUCAAUAUAUUAGGAAGUGGAGAGAGCGAAGUGUGAACCUCAGGAUCAGACGUCGAGAGUACUCAGGGCUCACACAUCACAACAACCACGUCACAGAAGACUUUGGAAGUCAACAAGAUCGCUACAGAAAAUCUAGGCGGCAACAGGAAUAUUACAUAAAACGUUAAAACAUUAUAAAUAACGUCACUAUAAAGGAAACGUCAGAAAGAACAGACAAGAAAAGUGAAAACAGAAAAGAACAUAACAGAAACAUAAACGUUAAGAGACAAAAAUGACGACAGAAAUAAUAAGCACAAAACGUAAACACUGAUAACAGCAUCACUAAUCGUAGACGUUUAAGGUGUCAAAAUAAUGAUGAUCUGGAUUCGUGAACAUGGCUUCUUCAUGGAUCAACUGGACAGAGAGAUGUAGUCGUGUGUUCCCUGGGUUUCUCGUAUCUGUACAGCCAGAAAAAUUACCACAAAGGUUCUGAUUUAUCUAGAUCUUCUCAGAGAUAUACGGGAACUUGGAAGACUGUUUACCGUGUAUUAUUUUGUGAAAUAGUUGAAAAGACGGGGUCAUUAGCCUUCAGAACAGAAAUCGGUGGAGACAUUACGUGUUUUCCUCUACAAUAUACAGAGUCGUGUUAGUUUGACUUCUUGGAGGAAUCAAAUGUUAACUCGCCUCACAGUUCUUCCUGAAAGUGACGCUAUAUUGAUCAGUUUGGUGCUGCGGGAUGAAUACUGAUUUAGACACAAACUCUGAAGCAGAAUGUUGAGAUGUGAUUAUCAGGGAAUUUUAUAAACGGAAGUAUUUGUGUUGGAAUGCUGUUCAAGGACCUAAUGCAGACUAUUAAAACAAGUGAAAGUCUCUCGUACAGUGAAAGUGCUGACAGUCUCCUAAUAAAUUGGAAACUGACGCUGAUAGUCAAGAAAGGAAAGAUGACUUGGUGUUUAGCAGUUCUCCAACAAGAAAUAUUUGACGACGACGACCAGAGAGGAAAAACUCUUAGGUAGCUGUAAAUUUUAUAUAGUUUUAAUUGUACUUAAAACAACAUGGACACUUACCGGGAGUUGACCUUGAGUGUGUGUUAAGGUUAGUUUACAAUACCAAGGAAAGAUAAUGAGUUAGAUGAUGAGAGGUUUAUGAUAUGUUUAAAAACUUAACUAAAUUGAAUGGAUAUAUAGAACUUACAAAGAAACGUCUGCCUGCCUGUCUGUCUGUCUCUGUCUGUCUGUCUGUCUGUCUGAUGGUGAAGCUUGAUACAGCAGAUUAGUGUUUAGUCAUGUCUUAAAGGAAAAAAAUAUAUAUAAAAAAACCUGUCUAUUUAUAUCUGAUAAGCUGAAGCCGUUACCCACUUUUGAGUCCAUUAUGUGAAGAAACGUAAUGUACAGGUGGAAAGUGGGCAGUUCUACCAGGUGAGGAGAGGACAUCAGUACAAAUUGAAGAUUGGAAUGUACAAAUUGGCACAGUACAGUACAUCUAAAACUGGAAUACUUUAAAUCCAACACUAAACUAACCUCUUGAGUAAUAGUCUUUACAGAUGUGGGUGUUGUCUCCCAAACUUGUAGACCAAAAUAAAAAAAAUAAAAGAAUUACUUGAACUGUGUGAAUCAGACAUGUGAACAAAACUACUACAUAUUUCUUUAAAGUCUGAAGUGUAUUACAGAGAUGUACAGGAAGGCACAGGACUCUACAGCAGCUAGAAGAUGUAGACGGAGAUGUAGAUCAAUUAGAUGUUCAGUGAAUUGUUGAGGGCGUCAAAAGUCUCUCUACCAGUACUUCGUAUAAGUAAGUCGGUUAAUUCUUCUCACUUUGUUUGCGCCCAUUGUCACGUUGCACAAGUAUACUAUCUGUAAAUAUUUUUUUUUAAGUUAAGAUUUACGUGGUUAGGAUUCCAAGUAGUAGGGAACGUUGUUAUACCUCAUUCCAAUUGUGUGUUUGUGUCCAAUUGUGUGUCUGUGUCCAAUUGUGUGUGUGUGUCCAAUUGUGUGUCUGUGUCCAAU